Anopheles cruzii is the source of this 2146-nucleotide messenger RNA. It is a transcript of the gene rush, whose product is annotated as pleckstrin homology domain-containing family F member 1 homolog. The transcript has 8 exons. Bases 189 to 1001 code for a protein of 270 amino acids. Gene Ontology annotation, molecular function: phosphatidylinositol binding; metal ion binding. Lineage: Eukaryota; Metazoa; Arthropoda; Insecta; Diptera; Culicidae. Gene Ontology annotation, cellular component: early endosome. The record is from RefSeq and is a predicted model, not a curated record.
CACAUUAUUCUGCGUAAAAGUAGCGAUACAAAACGGAGAAGAUUAAAUAAACGAUUAGUUCAUUAUUGCACAGUACUUUAGUUCCAAAAAGUUUUUGUUAUCAUUGGAGUUAGCAGUCCAGCAUUCCAGGACAAGAUUCCAACGAGAGAACAACAAAAUUAGUUGAAAGUUUUGUUGAACGAGCGAAGAUGGUGGACAAGUUAGUAAACAGCGAGGCAAAUGCCCGUAGGAUACAAAUGGUGGAGAAUUGCUUCGGGGCAUCGGGUCAGCCGUUGUUCCUGCCUGGUCGAGUUCUGGUUGGCGAAGGAGUACUAACCAAAAUGUGUCGCAAGCGACCAAAGGCACGCCAGUUUUUUCUCUUCAACGAUAUCCUUGUCUAUGGCAAUAUAGUUAUUGGUAAGAAAAAGUACAACAAACAACAUCUUAUACCUCUCGAAGAAGUUCAGCUACAAGCCCUUGAUGAUAACGGGCAGUAUCGGAACGGAUGGCUGAUACGGACAGCGACUAAGUCUUUUGCGGUAUAUGCUGCAACACAAACAGAAAAACAAGAAUGGAUGGCUCACAUCAACAAAUGUAUAGAAGAUUUGUUACGCAAAAGUGGUAAAAAACCUGUUGAAACGCAUGCCGCUGUUUGGGUUCCGGAUAGUGAAGCCACCAUUUGCAUGCAUUGUAAAAAGACUCAGUUCACUAUGAUUAAUAGAAGGCACCAUUGCCGGAAUUGUGGUGCAGUAGUUUGCGGUCCAUGUUCGUCCAAAAAAUUUUUGCUUCCAGGACAAAGUAGUAAACCGCUGCGUGUCUGCUUAGACUGCUAUGAUAAUCUCACUUCUAUGAAACGAGACGGGAACAAAACACUUGUGGCAAAUAACAACAAAUCGGCCAACUCUCCUGAAAGUUCCGGUGAAGAUGAUUCCGGUGAUGAGGAAGAGGCUGCGAAAGACAACAAUACACAUGAUGAAAGAUUCACAAGUCAUUUUACAUCAACAACAGUCAUAUGUGUGUAACAGAGCAAACAGAAUGUCAAAUCAGUGAUCGAUCGAUCGACAGGCGAACCUAAGUUCUACAGUGAUGAUAAACCAGAGAAAUAAUAUUAGCAGCAAGGAAAAUGUCUAGUACGACACUAAAAAUUUAAUUACCGGAAAUAUUAACCAAUAGCACAUUUUUGGGUUCAAAAUAUACCAAUCAUUUUUAAUUCACAUAGAAUGUUAAUGUCGUGCUGAUUUCAAACUCUUUGUCUGCUAUAUCAAUUACAACACGGAUAAGAAAGGGUUUAUAUGACGAUAGAAAAGUCAUAGUCGUAAGGUUUUAUCUCAAUUCUCUUCAACGCUCGUACUCGAAAUGUCAAAAGAAAAGCAGAAACCAGUUUAAUAUUAAUUGAUUGCAUAAAUAACAUUAUCAGAUUUAUAAAUUUAACUUUAUCUUAUUGCUGUUAAAACAUCAAAAUUUACUAACUGCAUUUUUUAAAUUUGUUAUACAUAUGCAUUUUAGUUGAAAAUACUGACCGAGCAGUAUGGUUGAUUAGUUCCAUUGUCAUUCUCAUGCAAUCUUAUGUUAUUCUUAUAUCCUUAACGUAAUAAACUUCCAUAAUAUGAUCAAAUAAUUUUGAAUUCAUACUUUCGCUAUACUGAAAAUAGAUAGCAAAAAAAUACGUCUAUGCUGGGAAACUAUAUAGAACUAAACGAAUAAUUUAAAAAAAAUCAGGAAAAUGUUGAAGAGCUUUGCCAAAAACGUAGCUAAAUGAUGUAGCGACCAUCGAAUCAAAUCAUCGGAACUAGUUCCGUUUCCGGAACUAUUGAGCAAUUAUGAAAACUUACAACAGAAAAGGUAACAAGCAAAUAUUUGAAAUUUUUUGAGUAACUACAGUUAUUGAUUUUUGAUAUUUUAUCCUGCUUCGUACCACCUAACUGUGCUGUUACCUGUUAUUUCUGCUUUUAAAUCUAAAUCUAUUAUUAGAGUCGAAAAGCAAUCGUUGAAAAGAUCAUACUUAAUAUAACAACGCAACAACGGCUACAUAGUCACGAAAAAUAUGACAAAAAUUGAGGAGAAUCCUUGAUGGGAGUGUUAGGGUAUCAUAAAACAACUUGUGUUGUAUUCUAUACAUUUUAUUAUAUUUAAAACCUGAUCAUAAAGCUAUACACUGUUUCGGAAA